This is a messenger RNA of Python bivittatus (Burmese python), 869 nucleotides long. NCBI's taxonomy places the organism in Eukaryota, Metazoa, Chordata, Lepidosauria, Squamata, Pythonidae. The record is from RefSeq and is a predicted model, not a curated record.
UACCCGUGCAAAAUCACAAAGUGAAGCUGCUGUGAAAUCAAGUUUUAUCAUGGCAGAGGAGAUUGCCAAAUCAGCCAGGCCAUUUACCGAGGGAGAAUUUCUGAAGAGCUGCAUGAUCAAGGUGUCUGACGUCUUAUGUCCAGACAAAAAGCAGAUGCUGGCAAAUGUAAGCCUGAGUAGAAAUAUGACUGCUGAUUGAGUUUGUGAGAUGGCCACUGAUUUAAGAACACAGUUGAGUGAAAGAAGCAAAGACUUUUUUGCAUACUCUCUUGCUGUGGAUGAAAGUACUGACAUGACUGAUACUGCACAGCUGGCCAUCUUCAUCUGUGGAGUGGACUCCAAUUUGCGCGUUACAGAGGAAAUAAUGGACAUUAAAUCGAUGCACGGGACAACGACUGGAAAAGACAUUUUUGAAAAUGUAUGUCAAAGUAUAACCGACAUGAAACUGCCCUGCGACAAACUUAUUGCACUUACAACUGAUGGAGCACCAUCUAUGUGUGGUGAAAAAAGUGGACUAGUGGGAAGGAUGCGAGUAAAGAUGCAGGAGGAGAACUGUACUGGUGAGUUAACAGCAUAUCACUGCAUCAUACAGCAGGAAGCACUAUGUGGCAAAGUCCUGAAGAUGGACAAUGUAAUGAGCAGUGUAACACAAACCGUAAACUUUAUCCGAGCUAAAGGUUUAAAUCACCAGCAAUUUCAGUCCUUUAUGCGGGAGAUAGAUUCAGAGUUUGCUGACAUUCCUUAUCAUACAGAGGUGCGUUAGCUAAGUCGGGGAAAAGUUCUCAACAGAGUUUUUGAGCUCAGCAACGAAAUCUGUCAGUUCAUGGACAGUAAAGACUCCACUAAUUUUAGGGAUGAAAGGUGGAAAU